This is a messenger RNA of Camellia sinensis, 948 nucleotides long. The record is from RefSeq and is a predicted model, not a curated record. Lineage: Eukaryota; Viridiplantae; Streptophyta; Magnoliopsida; Ericales; Theaceae.
AUGACAUGGAGUCAGUUUAAAGUAAUAUUCUACGAGAAAUAUUUUCCUCAAUGCUUUAAAGACCGUAAAGUGUCAGAAUUUCAAGAACUAAAGCAAAGCAAGAUGUCCGUAGCCGAAUAUGAAGCUAAGUUCACAGAGUUGGCUAGAUUUGCACCUCAUAUGGCUGACACAGAUUACAAAAAGGCUCAGAAAUUUGAAGGGGAAUUAGAUUUGGAUGUGUUUGAUCGAGUAGGCAUUUUAAAGUUGCCUACAUAUGUGGAAGUCCUUGAUAAAGCAUUGAUGGCAGAGGCCAUUUUGGCAGCAAAGAAACAAGCUCCAGCUCUAACAACUGAAUGGAAAGGUGCUUGUUUUCGGUGUGGCAAGACUGGCCACAUGGUUAGAGAUUGUCUGCUAAGAUCUGAUGAUGCUAACCCUCCUGCAACAAGUUCAGCCAGGUCUGCUUCUGUAGCAAGAACAAAUGCACAAGCUAAUGCCAGGGGUAACAAGGGAAAUGAGACGUUGAGACAGGGAAGAGUGUUCGCAUUAGUACCUGGGGAUGUACAGAACGCCGAGUCUGUGGUGUCAGGUAUAAUUUCCAUCUAUAACCAAAAUGUAUAUAUCUUGAUAGAUUCUAGUUCUACACACUCAUUUGUGUCGCAUGCCUUUUCUCGAAAAUUGAUUAGACCUUUAGAACCUAUGAAUAAUUUACUGUCUCUUUUUACACCAUCUGGGGGUUCUAUGGUAUGUACUUAUGUUUAUCCGGCAUGUGAACUAGUAAUUAGUGAUGUGACACUGUAUGUUGAUUUAUUGCUAUUGGGUAUUGAUUAUUUUGAUUACAUACUGGGUAUGGACUGGUUGACGAAGUACUGUGCAACUAUUGACUGUGUGAAUAAAUCCGUUGUGUUUCGUCCACCUGGUUUAUAUGACGGCCCAAAUUCUAAGGACAUCAUAAUAAGAUUUAGAACUUAA